Molecule: messenger RNA, 180 nt
Organism: Paramecium tetraurelia
Lineage: Eukaryota; Ciliophora; Oligohymenophorea; Peniculida; Parameciidae
Exons: 1
Source: RefSeq, a predicted model, not a curated record
AUGUAAGGAAAGAGAGACGAUCGAUUUUAUGCAUUUAGAGUCUAUUGUACAAGUUAAGAUAGGGGAAACGCAAAUUAAAUGCAUAUGACAGAAUGGCAAAUUAAAAAUCGAGAUGUAUGGAAUAUGUAUGAUUAAUCGAGAAUAGAGAUUUAUAUAAGUGGGAAUGGUGGAAUUCAAUGA